AUGGCCGCAGUCAACCCGAGCAUGUACGCCGACUCGUUCGCCCAGGCCCGCUCUCCGCCCUCCGUCUUCACUGCCGUCUCGACCCGGCUCGGCGUCCAGCGCGCCCUCACGGCCGACCUCGCCGCCUUCCUCCACGAGCGCGCCCUCGUCGAGGAGCACUACAUCCGCCAGCUCGAGAAGCUCGGCAGCCGCCUCCACUCGCAGCAGAAGGACGCCUUGUUCCGCGAGCAGCAGCAGCUCGCCCUCUCGCAGCGCGACCAGGACCGCGCCCUCGGCCAGCAGUGGGCCACCUUGCGCCGCACCAUCGAGUCGGACCUCGCCGAGACGGCCCGCGUCCACGACCGCUGGCGCGCAAAGGUCGACAAGGAGGUCGCCCAACCUCUGCGCGACUCGCUCGCAAAGGGCGACUGGGCCAGGUGGAACCAGCAGGAGCAGAACCUCGCCGCCCAGGUCAAGGAGUACGACGCCCUCGUCGACAAGGUCCAGAAGGCGCAGCAAAAGUCGACCAAGUCGGGCAAGUCGGCGUCGUCCAAGCAGCUCCAGUCGCAGUCGGCCCUCGCCUCGCUCGGCUCGUCCCUCACGUCCGCGCUCCCGGCCUUCCUCAGCCAGUCGCAGCAGCUCGACCUCGCGCACGGCGCCCUCCUCAAGCAGCACCUCGUCCUGUGCGGCACCCACACGAGCGACCUCGGCCGCGACCGCAUGGAGGCGGGCGAGCGCCUCCUCAACCAGGUCCUCGCCGUCGACGAGGGCGCAGAGGCCCAGGAGUGGGCCCUCCGCGAGGGGCAGCGCCUCGGCGGCGGCGCAGGCGGCCAGGCGAGCUCGCAGCUCGCGACCGUCGGCGAGUUUGGCGAGGCGCCGAGCAAUGGCGGCGUGGCGAGGGCCGACAGCUUGCUCGACCGCGACGACGCGGCGAGCACCGUGAGCGGCGCGACGGGCGUCAGCCGUUCGCGCACCAUAUCUCGCCCGACCGCCUCGUCCACCGCACCUCCCCCAGCCGUCCCGCUCCCGCUCCCGACCGCCGCCGACGCCGACACGCGCUCGGUGCGCUCGUCGUCCAACACGUCCAAGCCGACCUCGAAGCUCGGCAGCAAGUUCUCGGCCAUCCUCGGCGGCGGCGGCGGCUCGUCGUCGUCCUCGUCGUCCAAGCGCGACCGCUCGAGUUCGAUCCCCAACUCGGCAAAGUACGCCAACUUUGCCGGGUCGUCGUCGGACGCGCCGCCCGUGCCGCCCGUCCAGCAGCAGCAGCAGCAGCCGUCGUUCGCUCGCCGCGAGACGGACGCGAGCUCGCUGUCGGGCAACGGCGGCGACCUGCUCGGCGGGCGCUCGGGCGCCGGCGCGCUCGCCCCGCCGCUUCAGCCCGAGAGCCGCGACAAGCGCAAGUCGCUCAUGCCCGGCUCUGGGGGCUCGGGCGGCGGCCUGUUUCGCCGCGCGAGCAGGGCCAACACGCUCCAGGACGACGAGGGCACUGCGGCGUACCAGCAGCAGCAGCAGGCGCAGUACGCCUCGGGCCCGAUGAGCGCCGAGCCGCUCGGCGGCGCAGGUGCGGGUGCGGGUGCGGGUGCCGGCGGCGCGCCGAGUGUCGACGCCGAGGGCUACUCGCUGCCGCCGGACGGGUACGACCGGGCGAUCGGCGACUCGGGCGCGGGUGCGAGGGGCGCGAGCCGCAACUUGAUGGACGACGAGGACGAGGACGACUUGCCGCUCAGCAGCAGCGUCCCCAAGCUCUCGAUCGCGCCCUCGCCUCUCCCGCCCAGCUCGCCGACCAUGCCCCAAGAAGACGAGCAAGCGCGCCUCGCCGCCCUCGAGAGCGUCAAGUCGGCCCUCGGCGCACCCGCAGGCGGCCUCGGCCGUCGCACGACGACCAACCGCGGCCGGCGCGGUACCGACCCGGCUUCGGCCUCGGCCUCGCCCACCGCGUCGUCGGCGCAGCGCAACACGCUGUACGCGCCCAACGAGCGGCAGGACAGCACGCUGAGCAGCGUGAGCGCGACGAGCGAGGACGACACGCCGCUCGCCCAGGUCGCCGAGAAGCACCGCCGCGCGCCGCCGCCGCCGCCGACCGCCCGCGCCACGUCGCCCAACGGCGCUCGGCCGCUCAGCGCCUUUGUCGCGUCGCCGACGGUGGCGGGCGGCGAGAGCCCGUUCACCGGCAGCAGCAGCGGCGGCGUCAGCGCCGCCAACGCCGUCGUCGCCCCGCCGCUCGCGAGCCCGACCGGCUCGAGCUCCGGCUUUGGCUCGUCGGGCGCGUUCUCGCCGGCGGCCGUCCCGGGCCGCACCAUGUCGGUCCUGAGCGCGACGUCGUCGCUCGGCUCGUCGGCCCACCCGGCCGGCGGCGCCGGAGCGAGCUCGCGCCCGGAUCCGUUCGCGCACGCGACGGCGCCCGGCCUGCGCGCGAGCGUGACCGAGAGCGUCAGUGCGCUGCUCAAGGGCGGCGAGGUGACGCGCGCACUCGUCACGGGCGAGGUCGCGCUGUCGCACCGCUCGGCAGCCUCGGUCGGCGAGGAGGUCCAGCUGCGCGUGACGGGCCUCGACGGCGCCGAGAAGGUCGCGCCCAACACGACGUUCCUCCACCCGUCGUCUGCCGGGACGCCGGGCGAGUUCUCGCUCGCGUCGAGCUUUGCGGCGACGACGGCCGGGUCGACGACGCCGGUCCUCAAGUACGCGCUGUCGGCCUCGUCGUCGAGCGUCAUCCCGCCGCUCAGCGUCAAGCCGACGUGGCGAGUCGAGCCGGGCCUCGCGCGCGCCAUCGUCGCGUACGCGCCGCUCGCCCAGUCGCCGCUUGUCAGCCAGGGCGCCCAGGUCGACGACGUGCGCAUCGAGCUGCACCUCGCGUCGGGCACCAUCUCGUCGUUCCAGGCCAAGCCCCAGGCGCAGAUGCUCCCCUCGGGCAAGGGCAUCGUCUUCUCGCUGCCGGCCGGCGCGGCCCAGAGCGACGGCAAGCUCCUCGCGUCGCUCGUCACCGUGUCCGAGGGCGGCGCGCCCGCGCAGCCGGGCAACGUCGUCGUGCACUGGGUCGUCAGGGGCGCGACGGCUGGCAGGGUCGGCGUUGAGCGGGUCGAGGGCGGCGAGCUUGACGAGCUGAGGCGGGAGGUUACGAGCGGAAAGUACCUCGCCGCGUGAGGCGCUCGUCGGCGCGCAAAGUUGGCCUCGGCUGUCGAGGUCUAGAUAUCCGUAGUCUGUCCACUCCGUCUCUCUGUGCUGCUGCCACUCUAGUUCGAGUUAUCCUCGUC
Messenger RNA from Rhodotorula graminis WP1, 3230 nucleotides. RefSeq lists its product as uncharacterized. The coding region runs from base 1 to 3120 and encodes 1039 amino acids. Lineage: Eukaryota; Fungi; Basidiomycota; Microbotryomycetes; Sporidiobolales; Sporidiobolaceae. The transcript is spliced from 4 exons. The record is from RefSeq and is a predicted model, not a curated record.